Messenger RNA from Ochotona princeps (American pika), 5941 nucleotides. RefSeq names its product chloride voltage-gated channel 3 (gene CLCN3). Gene Ontology annotation, cellular component: Golgi apparatus; synaptic vesicle; early endosome. The transcript has 14 exons. Bases 578 to 3178 code for a protein of 866 amino acids. Gene Ontology annotation, biological process: chloride transport; transmembrane transport. Gene Ontology annotation, molecular function: voltage-gated chloride channel activity. NCBI's taxonomy places the organism in Eukaryota, Metazoa, Chordata, Mammalia, Lagomorpha, Ochotonidae. The record is from RefSeq and is a predicted model, not a curated record.
ACGUCACGAGCUGACGCUGGGGACGUCCCUGUCGGGCUCCGGACUCCUGCAGCCGCUCUUCCCGUUCCGUGGCUUGGGGCUGGCGCGGUGCGAAAGCCACGGCCGCCGUGUCAGAGUCCUAGUACGCCCGCGGCUCGGAAUCGGGCUGGAGGAGGAGGAGGAAGGAGAGUGUGGUGUUUGAAAGCCAUCCUGCUUUCCUCCAGGCUUGGAGCAUGGAUCCAGUUAGAGUGUUUUCCGAGAGAAGUGAGGUUGGAGCUUUUUAUUUUUAAUUUUGGGCACAAGCAGGUACUCCAAGGCCCUCCCAAGCAAGAGGGUUUAACUUAAUGCUGUUCCCGUGUUUGAAGGAAGACAAAAAAAAAAAAAAAGCCCCACCUGGCAACAUUUAUGUAACCUCUGGUAGAAAACACCAGGUGCAUUUACAUCGGGGUAGUUUUCGUUGUGUGUCUGGCGUUUUUCAGGGGAAGCUGCGAGCGUAGCUAGGUUUUAGGUUUAAAACAGAUGCAGAAUCCAAAGGCAGCGCAAAAACCAGCCACCGCUUUUGCUAUGCCUCUGAGCUGCGAGAUAAUCAGAAAGAUAAAUGGAGUCUGAGCAGCUGUUCCAUAGAGGAUACUAUAGAAACAGCUACAACAGUAUAACAAGUGCAAGUAGUGAUGAGGAACUUUUAGAUGGAGCAGGUGUUAUUAUGGACUUUCAGACUUCUGAAGAUGACAAUUUGUUAGAUGGUGAUACAGUGGUUGGAACUCAUUAUACAAUGACAAAUGGAGGCAGCAUUAACAGUUCUACACAUCUACUGGAUCUUUUGGAUGAACCAAUUCCAGGUGUUGGUACAUAUGAUGACUUCCAUACUAUUGAUUGGGUACGAGAAAAAUGUAAAGACAGAGAAAGGCAUAGACGUAUCAACAGCAAAAAGAAAGAAUCAGCAUGGGAAAUGACAAAGAGCUUAUAUGAUGCGUGGUCGGGAUGGCUAGUAGUAACACUAACGGGAUUGGCAUCAGGGGCCUUGGCUGGAUUAAUAGAUAUUGCUGCUGACUGGAUGACUGACUUGAAGGAGGGCAUUUGCCUUAGUGCAUUAUGGUACAACCAUGAACAGUGUUGCUGGGGGUCUAAUGAAACAACAUUUGAAGAGAGAGAUAAAUGUCCACAGUGGAAAACCUGGGCAGAAUUAAUCAUAGGCCAAGCAGAGGGUCCUGGUUCUUACAUCAUGAACUACAUAAUGUACAUCUUCUGGGCCUUGAGUUUUGCCUUUCUUGCAGUUUCCCUGGUAAAAGUAUUUGCUCCAUAUGCCUGUGGCUCUGGGAUUCCAGAGAUUAAAACCAUUUUGAGUGGAUUCAUCAUCAGAGGUUACUUGGGAAAAUGGACUUUGAUGAUUAAAACCAUCACUUUAGUAUUGGCUGUGGCAUCAGGUUUGAGUUUAGGAAAAGAAGGUCCCCUGGUCCAUGUUGCCUGUUGCUGCGGAAAUAUUUUUUCCUACCUCUUCCCAAAGUAUAGCACAAAUGAAGCUAAAAAAAGGGAGGUACUAUCAGCUGCCUCUGCUGCAGGGGUUUCUGUAGCGUUUGGAGCACCAAUUGGAGGAGUUCUUUUUAGUCUGGAGGAGGUUAGCUAUUAUUUUCCUCUCAAAACUUUAUGGAGAUCAUUUUUUGCUGCUUUAGUGGCUGCAUUUGUUUUGAGAUCGAUCAAUCCAUUUGGUAACAGUCGUCUGGUCCUUUUUUAUGUGGAGUAUCACACACCAUGGUACCUUUUUGAACUGUUUCCUUUUAUUCUCCUAGGGGUAUUUGGAGGGCUUUGGGGAGCCUUUUUCAUUAGGGCAAAUAUUGCCUGGUGUCGUCGACGUAAAUCCACGAAAUUUGGAAAGUAUCCUGUUCUUGAGGUCAUUAUUGUUGCAGCCAUUACAGCUGUGAUCGCCUUCCCUAAUCCAUACACUAGGCUCAACACCAGUGAACUGAUUAAAGAGCUUUUUACAGACUGUGGCCCCCUGGAAUCGUCUUCUCUUUGUGACUACAGAAACGACAUGAAUGCCAGUAAAAUUGUUGAUGAUAUUCCUGAUCGUCCAGCGGGCAUUGGAGUAUAUUCAGCUAUAUGGCAGUUGUGCUUAGCACUCAUAUUUAAAAUCAUAAUGACAGUAUUCACUUUUGGGAUUAAGGUUCCAUCAGGCCUGUUCAUCCCCAGCAUGGCCAUUGGCGCAAUUGCUGGGAGGAUUGUGGGGAUUGCAGUGGAGCAGCUUGCCUACUAUCACCACGAUUGGUUUAUAUUUAAGGAGUGGUGUGAAGUCGGGGCUGAUUGCAUUACACCUGGCCUGUAUGCCAUGGUUGGGGCUGCUGCAUGCUUAGGUGGUGUGACAAGGAUGACUGUGUCCCUCGUGGUUAUUGUUUUUGAGCUUACUGGGGGCUUGGAAUAUAUUGUUCCACUCAUGGCUGCAGUCAUGACAAGUAAAUGGGUUGGAGAUGCCUUUGGUAGGGAAGGCAUUUAUGAAGCUCACAUCCGAUUAAAUGGAUACCCUUUCCUGGAUGCAAAGGAAGAAUUCACUCAUACUACCCUUGCUGCUGAUGUCAUGAGACCUCGACGGAAUGACCCACCCUUGGCAGUUCUGACACAGGACAAUAUGACCGUGGAUGACAUAGAAAACAUGAUCAAUGAAACCAGCUACAAUGGCUUUCCUGUGAUAAUGUCAAAGGAGUCUCAGAGAUUAGUGGGAUUUGCUCUCAGAAGAGAUCUGACGAUUGCAAUUGAAAGUGCUAGAAAAAAACAAGAAGGCAUUGUAGGUAGCUCUCGAGUGUGCUUUGCACAGCACACCCCAUCUCUUCCAGCUGAAAGUCCUCGGCCCCUCAAACUUCGAAGCAUUCUUGACAUGAGCCCUUUCACAGUGACAGACCACACCCCAAUGGAGAUUGUGGUGGAUAUCUUCCGAAAGCUGGGUCUGAGGCAGUGCCUUGUAACUCACAAUGGGAUUGUCUUGGGGAUCAUCACAAAGAAGAACAUAUUAGAGCAUCUCGAGCAACUAAAGCAGCACGUGGAGCCCUUGGCGCCUCCUUGGCAUUAUAACAAAAAAAGAUAUCCUCCGUCAUAUGGCCCAGACGGCAAACCAAGACCCCGCUUCAAUAAUGUUCAACUGAAUCCCAUAGAUGAGGAGAGAGAGGAAACAGAAGAGGAAGUUCAUCUGUUGAAUAGCACAACUGUUUAACCGGAGGACUCGUCUACUUUUUUUUUCCUUCUUUACAAAAGAAAAGGAAAUAUAAAAACCAGGCUUUUGCAACAUGGUUUGCAAAGGUGCUGGUUGAAUGGAGGAGUUGUUUGGGGAGGGAAAGGAAAGAGCUCUAUCUCUAAGUGACAGCAGCGAUCGACUCCUAUUGUUCUGCACUGGAUGCAUUCACCUGAGAUUGUGCCAUGAUAGUGCAGGCUUGAACCACGAUGGAGAUGGCACCCUGAUACUGGAGUCCUGGAGCACCUGGCCUGUGCUUCCACCAUUGCAAAGACACGUUAUCAGUCCCUAUUUCUGGAGGGAUUACUUUGAAUUGAGCCAUCUAAAAGACUGCAAGGUCUUGCCCUUUUUUUUUUUUUUUAAACAAAACUGUUCUGUUUAAUCCAUGAAAUUGUACAGUUGAGCAUUACCUUUCUACAUUCCAGAAGAGCUUUUAUUUCCGUCUCUCUCUCUCCUCCCUCCCCUACCCCUGAGCUGUAACAAAGCCUCUUUAAAUUGGUGUACCCUUUUGAAGCAGUCCUUUCUCAUAUUGAGAUGUACUGUGAUUUUACUGAGGUUUCAUCACAAGAAGGGAGUGUUUCUUGUGCCGUUGACCAUGUAGUUUGUAUCGUCACUAACUGCUGGGAACAGCACACAUGCACCACGUCAAAGGCUGAUCAAACAGGUAGAAUCUCAAGCAUGAAUGAAAUCUCUCAGCCUCUGUGCUGUGUGAUUUAGAAUCAAAAGCAAUGAAAAUUGUUAAAGGAUAGCAGGAUUUUUUCCCCAUCUCAGACUGUAUGAAUAAUGUGAUCUGGUCUUACGCAGAUUUUCUAUUUCUGAAACUAUUAUGAGAUACAAGUGCUGUUCCGCAUAGACAAAAUGCUGCUGCUUUGACAGUAAGGAUAAGAAAGUAUUCUGUUGAGCUGUAUGUGCUCUCAAUUGCAUGUUAAAACACUGGAAUUUUCUCUUGAAAUUAGAUCAAUGAUUUUUUUCUUUCCUCAAGAUAUUUCACUGCUGACACUGAAGAAGAAAUGUAAUUCAUAACUUGCACUAAAUGUAUAAUUCUUUUCUUAAAAAUUUACCAUUCUUAUUUAUAUUUUUAUGGAUUAAAAUUUAUAAAAUACAGAUCAGUUAAUAUCGCACUUGAAUAACUUUACCUUUUUAAUGUGAUUUUUAUAGACUAAUUCAGAAUUACAAAUAUGGAGAUAUGAACAAAGUUUACAAUGGGAGUAAGGGUUUAAGAGGUUGUGAUUAUUUCUCUAUGAUCCAAUGUUGUACAUAAAGUGUUUUCUGAUCUUUCACUAUCAUCCCCUGAUUUAUGUCUUCUGAUCUCAUUUUGACCCAUUAACUGGAACGUGUAAACACUACAGGUUACUACUGUGUAGGUUAAAACCAAAAGCUAAGCAAUGUUAACCAUUUUUUUUAAAUCAGCUACCAAAAAAUUGAAAGCAUAGAAUUGCAACGAUAGCAGUUAGGUUUUAAUUUCAGGGUAACCUUUAAGUCUUGAGAUAGGUCCCAUCCAUAUUUGAAGUGUUCCUCAAUGCUUUGAAUAUGAACAGAGCAUGUACUGUGCUGGAUGAGUUACAGUGUACUGGCAUUUACUUGGGAUUUUUGGGGUUUUUUUUGAAAUGUCUGUUUCAGUCAUGUUCUAAAGUCAUUGUUGGUAAAGGCAGUUUAUUCUAAGGACUUGCCUAAAUAGUCUAAGAGAAUGCAUUUUGGAUAGCAAAAUGACUUUUUGCAGAAAUUUUCUGAAAAGCAAUUGGUAAUGAGCCAUGGUUCUUCACUUCCUGGUUCUUCAUAAUACACUUGGAAAUCUGUAAAAUCACAUAAGAUCUGUAAUAUUGUGAAGAUUUAGGAGAUCAUAAAGCCAUAGUAACAUAGUAGUUGAAAGCUUGGCAAAAUUUAGAAGUUUGACGUAUCAUUUUUAUCAUGCUGUCUGCCUAAAAUGAAAGCUUUGCCCUUGUAACUCACUCCCUUUGGCUGUCUUUGUAGCCUUUCAAAGUAAUUUUGGUCCUCCAAGUGAAAUCAUUGCUGCAUGGCAGUUUUUUGCCUGUCUUAAAACGUUUUUGCAGUCUGUGAGCACUGUGGGGGUCUGCACGCCUCAGUGUGGCCAAGGGAUAGCUUGAGGCUUGUGCCGAGUUGCAGGCUUUCUGAGGACAAACCGGUUUCUUUACAAAUAGCUUCACCAGUUAACCUGCACAUGGACUUCAUUUUCCACGUCUCCGCUUAUUGAUUUUAGGUCCUGCUUUCAUUACCAUCUUGGUUCAGAGAUUGACAUUUCAGGAUGUAUAUUAAAAGUGAUCUCUAGCCCUUGUGUGUCUAAAUGCCCAAAAUACAGGAAAAAAGUGCUGCAUUUUCAACACAUUCAGUAGUUUUUCUUUGAUGUUACUAGCUAUUCCAUUUUCCUUUUUGAAACAGUGGAGUGUGUCUGCUUUUCAGCCAAAUGAUGAAGUAACGGAGACCAUGAAAUACAUGUGCCUGAAUAAUUGGCAAACUGAUUGACCAACAUAGGAAUAGCGCCUUAUUUGAGUACCCUUUCUGAGAAGGUAUGAUGAGAAUGGGCAAGGGUGUCAGCAUUUCUUCUUAUUAACAUUGUUUUCAGUUUUGGUUUUUGAAGAAUGCUUAGUUUGUUAUUCUGUGAUGUUGCCUAGAGCUGUAUUUAUCUGUUUUUAUUUAAACUAGUGUAGUAAAGUUGCAUAUCAUUACAGUAAAAAUGAUUACUGUGAUGAGUUCAUCAGAAAAUCUAUUAAAAUCUCUAUGACAAUG